Molecule: messenger RNA, 870 nt
Organism: Symbiodinium sp. CCMP2592
Lineage: Eukaryota; Dinophyceae; Suessiales; Symbiodiniaceae
Source: the annotation of a GenBank genome assembly
AUGUCGAGCUUGAGCCUCACAGGCAUCCGGACGUUCGCAGCGCACGUGAAUCUCGUGAUGCUGGUAGAAGGAGUCCGGAUCGAGGACGCGAGGAAGCCCUUCCGCGGCCUCUUCCUCGAAGAGCUGAAUCAAGACAUCCUAUUAGACUGCGCGAAGGCCACAGACCUCCGAGGCCUCGGCUGCUUCUGCGCGAGCCGAGCGGCCGAGAAAGAAGGAGUUCUGCACCACCUCCGCGACGAAGAGGUGAAGAUCGCGGGUCUGGCAGGUCGGAGAGGAGCCGCGGAAGGAGGCAGGAACUGCGACAGUCCACCAGGCAUGAUGACCGGCGAAGACGCUCAGAGCAGCGUCGGACAGACACUAGCAGGAGGCGCGGUGAGCGGACCCGAAGCCGCCACCACGGCCGACCGUCUGCAGAUCGGGAUCCCAGACGCGAGGACCGGCGCAGCGAUGUGCGUGGCAGGCACGCUCACGCAGUGCCCAGGCAUUCGUCCAGAACGGGUCCAAGGGAGGUCUUGUCGCUGCGACGAGGAGGCGAAGGAGGGCGUGCAAGCGGCACAAACCAUACCCGUGACGUGGAAAGGAGGAGAUCCUCUGGUGAACAGAACGGGACGAGGUUCCGGGCGCGCAGCAGGUCGCGGCGCCGAGAAAGGGAGAACGGCGCGAAGGCGCAGGACAAGCCCAGCUCGCUUCGGGAGGUCGAGGCCGCGAUCCAUCCGUCCCCUGGCACCAACGGGCUCAGCAGGAAUGCAGGUACCUCUAAUGAUAUUGCCGGCAUCUGGAAGGACCCCCCGACUGAAGAGACCGAGAAGGCUUAUCCCGUCAAAGCGGCUCCGAAGCCUUCCGCUCGACCUUCCAUGCGACCGUCGCUGA